GCGCGGCGGGCACGAGAUGGAGCGCGGUGCGGCGCACACGCGCCGGGCCCGUCAUGGCUGCGCCGUACUACUGGAUGUGCGCCCUCGCCUCUGGCCCAACUUUGCAGGCGUUAGGCCCGCACAUCCGCGGGGCGGGGGUGCGCACGCUGCCACCCGAGCACUCCUCCUUCCUUUAGUAUCCCGGCAUAAACGGCGCGCGCGCACGGGAUUCAAGCGCAGCGCGCUCCGGGCCAUGGCGGUCCCCGUAAUAUGGUUAGUGGCUGCAAUAGCGCCGCUUCUGGGAGUUAAUUCACAAGACGAUUCUUAUCUUAGUUGGUCAAGAAGAUUGGAUCAAAAUAAUUGGUAUCAAGAGCGGGAUGAAGAUUCUCGCGAAUAUCCAAAUAGCUGGCCAACACAACAAUCUGAUGACGAUAUACAAACAUAUGGAUUAUCACAGCGACCAGACGUGCGCCCCUUAUUGCCGGAACCCCAGCGACCACCACAACCGUCACAGUCGAACCAAUAUUAUAAUUUCGAAAUUUUCGACCCUGUCACUAAGCAACGAACGACUGCUGAUCGGAAUUGCACAGCGCCAGGUUGUUGUGUUCCCAAAUGUUUCGCUGAAAAAGGCAUGAAGGGAAGACCUGGUUUUCCAGGUCCUCCAGGCCCGAGAGGAUUACCAGGACACGAAGGUGUAGAAGGUCCUCAAGGUUUAAAAGGUCAAAAAGGACAAAUGGGACCUCAAGGACCACGAGGCCCAAAAGGAGACCGCGGGAAACCUGGAGAGAGAGGGUUUGUUGGUUCCACAGGACCACCAGGUCCUCAAGGUGAACAAGGGUUUCCUGGUAUUCACGGCAGGGAUGGCUGUAAUGGUACAGAUGGUCCACCAGGUCUUCCAGGUCCGCAAGGAAUAACUGGGCCUCGUGGUAUUCCAGGACCCAAAGGUGAAAGGGGCGAUAAAGGAGAACCGGCUUUUACUCCACGUCUCCCAAAAGGUCAAAAGGGCGAACCUGGAGAACCUGGUUUGAUUGGAAAAGAUGGCCCUACUGGUCCUGAAGGACCUAAGGGACCGCGAGGACCAAAAGGAUAUCCCGGCCCAAUGGGUUUACCAGGAGAAAAAGGAGACAAAGGAGUUAAAGGUGCAGAAGGUCAAGCCAUACGAGGUGAUAAAGGUGAAAGAGGUGAUAAGGGAGAAAGGGGGCCAGAUUGUCCAGAGAGAAAUUCAGAAGGAUUUACUUAUUCUAACAAAACUAGUACUGGUUUUCCCGGAGAUACUGGAGAAAAGGGCGAUAAGGGGUCGUCUGGGAGACCAGGAGAAAAAGGAAAUGCUGGACCGGUGGGUGAACCAGGUCGUCCAGGUGCAAUGGGUAAAAAAGGAUCAAAAGGCAUCAUAGGAAAUCCUGGGGAAAGGGGUCGAGACGGAAUGUAUGGGAAUCCGGGCCCAAUGGGUUUAAAAGGGGAUAGAGGUAAUGAUGGUUUACCUGGAUUACCUGGAAGACCCGGAAAGGAUGGAGAGCCCGGUAGGGAUGGUCCGCCAGGCCCAAGAGGUAUUCAAGGAGUACCUGGUUCACCUGGCGGUCGAACUGGAUCUCGUGGACCACCAGGUCCAACGGGACCAAGAGGUUAUCCAGGACCAAUGGGACCUAAAGGUAAUGAUGGAAGACCAGGUGAAAGGGGACCUCCAGGACCGAUGGGUCAACAAGGAGGACCUGGCAUACCCGGAAAUCCAGGAACUGAAGGACGACCUGGUCAAAAAGGCGAAAAGGGAGAACCUGGCAAUGAUGGGCCUUCAGGAGUAAUGGGACCAAGAGGAUAUGAUGGCCCAAGCGGUCCUCAAGGACCAAUGGGUCCCAAAGGUGAAGACGGGGUUACUAUACCAGGUGAAAAAGGAAACAGUGGAAUACCUGGAUUAUCAGGUCAGAAAGGCCAAAAAGGUGAACGAGGUUAUCCAGGUGUAAGAGGUGUUCCAGGAGACUCGAAAUUGGGAAGACCAGGUCCACCAGGUUAUACUGGAAUACCCGGGGAGAAAGGUCAAAAAGGUCAGCGAGGUAUGGACGGAAUACCAGGUGGACCAGGACCCAAAGGAGAUAUUGGUGGUCGUUGCAACGAAUGUUGGCCCGGAAUACAGGGACCAAAAGGCGACCGUGGCUUAGAUGGUUUGAUUGGGCCCGUAGGAGAACGUGGUCCACCAGGACCUAUAGGUGUACCUGGCGAGCGAGGAGAUGAUGGUCUCGAUGGAAUUCCUGGACCCCCAGGACCUCCGGGCGAACGUGGCGAUGAAGGCCCCAUAGGAGCACCUGGUCCACCUGGAGCGGACGCCCCUGCAAUAUAUAAUAUAGUAAAAGGCGAGAAAGGAGAAAGAGGAGAAAGAGGAAUUCCAGGUCUUCAAGGAAUUAAAGGCGAACAAGGAAGUAAAGGUCGAAAAGGAGAACGAGGUGAAAUUGGUUUACCGGGUCAAAAAGGAGAUAUUGGUAGAAUGGGACCACCUGGAGCAGAUGGUAUUCCUGGAGCAAACGGAGAGCCAGGAUUAAAUGGUGCUGAUGGACUCAGUAUUAAAGGAGAAAAAGGUGCACCCGGAGAAUAUGGGUUUAAAGGAGAUAAAGGAUUGCCCGGAAGAAUAGGUCUGAAGGGAGAGCCAGGAAGUUGUCCUCAUAAUUUAGAGGAGAUGAUAAAGGGCGACAGAGGUGCGCCUGGACCUCAAGGACCACAAGGACCGCAGGGAAUACCUGGUGAAAAGGGGGAUCAAGGAGAUUCUGGCUAUCCUGGAGAUAAAGGUAUAGCUGGUGCACCUGGUAGAGAGGGUCCUGUGGGUCCACGAGGUCUUCCUGGACCACGAGGUGAAAAGGGAGAUACAGGCCCGAUAGGUUUUCCGGGUACAACUGGUGCGACUGGUCCCAGAGGAUUUGCCGGUAUACCAGGUUUAAAAGGAGAUAAAGGUGAAACUGGUCUCUCAGUAGCAGGACCUCCAGGAUUACCUGGUAGAUCUGGAGCAAAAGGUGAUAAAGGAUUAAGAGGAUUACCUGGUAAACCUGGCAAUGAUGGGCUUCCUGGGCAACAAGGUUGGAAAGGUGAAAAAGGUGAUCAAGGAUUGCAAGGACCUUCUGGACCUCCCGGAUGGCAAGGAGAAAAAGGAGAACCUGGUCCAAUAGGACAAAUUGGACUUCCAGGAAAGGAUGGUACACCAGGUAUACCAGGACUAAAAGGAAACAGGGGAUUGCCAGGAUUACCAGGAAAACCGGGAAUGAUUGGCUUACCAGGUGCUAAAGGAGACCAUGGAGCGCCGGGUCUAGAGGGUGAAAAGGGUUUCCCAGGUCCACGUGGAAGACCCGGGCCCCCUGGAAAGCAAGGUUUAGCUGGAGCCCCUGGUUUAAAAGGAGAUAAAGGUUUACAAGGCUAUAAAGGUGAUAGAGGUAUGCCAGGCCUCACUGGAACACCAGGAUUAGAAGGUUUACCUGGCGAGAAAGGUGAUAAAGGUGCCGAUGGCCUUCCAGGACAAUCCGGAUUUCCUGGUCUACCUGGUAUUAAGGGAGAUAAAGGUCUUCCAGGGUAUCCAGGACAGAAAGGAGAACCAGGUUUAGCAUCAGAUAGAGGAGACAAAGGAGAACCUGGUAAUCCUGGACUACGAGGAUUACCAGGAAUUCCUGGUCAAGAUGGAGAAAAAGGAGACAAGGGAGAUGUUGGUCCAACUAUUACAGGAUUUCCUGGUAUUCCUGGAAGUAAAGGUGACAUUGGAAGACCUGGUAUAGAUGGCUAUCCUGGAGAACGUGGCGAAAAAGGAGUAGCUGGAUUGCCCGGACUUCGUGGGGAAAAAGGUGACAGAGGUUUGCCUGGUGUAAGCGGAGCUCCAGGUCCACCCGGCAUGGAUGGUGAACCAGGUAUUCAAGGAGAACCCGGAUUUCCCGGUAGAGAAGGAGCUAAAGGUGAUAAAGGAGAUCGAGGUUUCCCAGGGAGAGAUGGUUUUAAUGGACUCAAAGGAGAGCCAGGACCAAUAGGUCCACCAGGUUUAAAAGGAGCGAUCGGUUAUGUAGGUCCAAAAGGAGAUCAGGGCCCUCCAGGUCUUCAAAUAGAUAUAAAAGGAGACAAAGGUGAUAUUGGACCACCUGGUCUUCGCGGUGAAAAAGGUCAAAAGGGAGAAAGAGGUUUUGAAGGAGCUCAAGGUUUGCAAGGUGAUAAGGGUGAUCGAGGAUUUACAGGUGAAAAAGGAGAAACAGGAUUGAUCGGUUACGAAGGACCAAAGGGAGACAUGGGUCCUAUUGGUCCUCAAGGCAGAGCUGGAAAAGAUUGUCCAUGUGAAAAGGGGCUACCAGGUGUACCAGGAAAAAAUGGUCACCCAGGAGCGCAAGGGGCGCCUGGUGAAAAAGGCGACCAAGGUUUACCUGGACUUCCAGGACGAACAGGAGAUCCAGGUGUACCAGGUUCACCAGGUCGCAUGGGUGAAAAAGGUGACAAAGGUAGUGAAGGUAUUGCCGGGCCUCCAGGAGAUGAAGGUCCACCUGGCGCUGACGGUCUUCCUGGCCUCAUAGGUAUUAAAGGUGAUAAAGGAGAUAAAGGUGCCACUGGGUUUGGCGCACCUGGUAGAGUAGGUGAUAGAGGAUUACCAGGUUUACCUGGGGAAAGGGGACAAAAAGGCAGCAAAGGUGAUCGUGGCAUGGAUGGAAUUCCUGGUGAACCGGGUCCUCAAGGUUUAAGAGGAGAAAAGGGUGAUAGAGGGGCAAUUGGAAUACAGGGUUUUCCUGGUGUUCCAGGAAAAAAGGGUGACAAAGGUGAAAGAUCUCCAAUCGUUUAUGGUGAAAAAGGAGAACAAGGACUUCCAGGUCCUCCAGGUCCACGUGGCCUACCUGGUGAAAUGUGUAAAGAUGGGCCUCCAGGUUUAGAUGGAUAUCCAGGUGAAAGAGGUGAACCAGGCUUUCCUGGACCACCUGGACCUAUGGGGCCUCCUGGACCACCGGGUCGGGAAGGAUUACAAGGCGAAAGAGGUGAAACGGGACAAGUUGGCUUACAAGGUUUGCCUGGAGCACCAGGUGCCCCAUGCACUAAAACGGAUUAUUUGACAGGAACACUUUUAGUACGGCAUAGUCAGUCUGUUGAAAUACCCACUUGUGAUACGGGUCACAUAAAAUUAUGGGACGGAUAUUCGUUACUGUAUAUUGAAGGCAAUGAACAAGCUAAUAACCAAGAUUUAGGGUAUGCUGGCUCAUGUAUCAGAAAGUUUAGUACAAUGCCAUUCCUAUUUUGUGAUUUAAAUACUGUAUGCCACUAUUCAAGUAGAAACGAUCGAAGUUACUGGUUAUCUACUAGCGAAGCAUUACCAAUGAUGCCGGUAGAAGGUUAUGAUAUUGUAAAACAUAUUUCAAGAUGCGUAGUUUGCGAAGUACCAGCCAACGUGAUAGCCAUUCAUAGUCAAACACAAGACGUUCCUGAUUGCCCUGCUGGCUGGGACGAGAUGUGGAUAGGAUACAGUUUUGCUAUGCAUACUGGAGCUGGUGGUCAGGGUGGUGGGCAAGCCCUAGCGAGUCCGGGCUCGUGUUUGCAAGACUUCCGUACAUCACCAUUUAUAGAAUGUAACGGAGAAGGUGGUACAUGUUAUCAUUUCGCGAAUAAGCUAAGCUUUUGGUUAACAACCAUAGAAGACAGAGACCAAUUCUCAACUCCUCAACGAUCAACUUUAAAAUCUGGAGAUGUGAUGACGCGUGUGUCACGGUGUGUUGUCUGCAUUAAAAAUACAUAGUGAAACAUAAAUAUGCGUAUAUACGCACAGGUUAAUUGGUGUGACAUGUGUACAAGACGCUUCUAACUAGACAUAGACGUUACUACCUAUUUUGGAUUGUACGUGACCAAUAGUGAUGUUGCUACCAAAUAUUAAGUUACAGUCGUCAAUAUAAUAAAUAAAAUGUAAGAAAUAUUAUUUCAAACUAUUGGCUUUCUCUCAAUAAUGUCUAAAUCACAAAUAAAAUUAUCAACACACCAAAGCAAGGUAAAGUUAAGAUUUAUAAUUUAAGUAGGUACCUAUAGUCUAUUUAUAUAAUAUCUUUAAUAGUAUGUAUAACAAAUGUGAUUUUGUCCUGUGGAUCAGUUUUUGUAUAUUACUACUUAAAUCGUUUUAUGUAAAUCUUAUAUUCUCCUAGUCAGUGCUAUUUCAGAUUACUGUAUUUCAGAUUCAUGAACUGAAUUUGUGAUAAAACAUUUUUUUUUAAUCGCCUGAAUCUAUGUUGAAUUAUCAACUAUGUUAAAUAAUGUAACUAGGAACAAGGAAUUGGAAUAUAUAUUUAUCAAAAUGCGUCAACAUAAUAAACUAUUCACAAUAAUAGGGUAGUGAAAGAUAAGUGAUGAAACACUGCCAUUGUAGAUAGAUUAAUAAUACAAAUAAAUGAAUUAGAAUACUUUCUUAAUAAAUAAAUUUGAUUUUU
Molecule: messenger RNA, 6386 nt
Organism: Galleria mellonella (greater wax moth)
Lineage: Eukaryota; Metazoa; Arthropoda; Insecta; Lepidoptera; Pyralidae
Gene: Col4a1
Product: collagen alpha-1(IV) chain
Exons: 12
Coding region: 17-5707 (1896 amino acids)
Cellular component (GO): collagen trimer
Molecular function (GO): extracellular matrix structural constituent
Source: RefSeq, a predicted model, not a curated record